UGUCGUCUGAUGCAAUCUUGUGAGCCCAGGAUGAGCAGGACCACCUUCGGUCAAUGGCUUCUCCUCACUCUUUGGAGCUAAGCGACAUCAGCAGAAGACACAGUGCAGAUGGCCAGGCUCGCCCGGAGCACUCAGGUACUGUCAGAGGUUUUGAGAACCCAUCCUAUGAGGAGCUCGGGGAGACCAGUUUCAGCCAAGAGUCACGUGAUGCCUUGCAGUCGAGUCCUGCAUCGGAGGUGAGGGGAUGGGGGAAGGAGAACGUAUCUCCUCACUCCGAAGACAGUCGAGAACCUGAGCCGGCAAGCCACUCUGUGGAUUACGGUUUCAUCUGUUCCUUAGUGCUGCUGGUUAGUGGCAUCAUUCUGGUGGCCAUAGCCUAUACCAUACCGCGGGAGGUGCGGGUGAGCCCUGAUUCUGUGUCUGCCCGCGAGAUGGAACGACUAGAACUCUACUAUGCACGUCUGGGCGCCAACCUCGACAAGUGCAUCAUCGCAGGUCUGGGCCUGCUCACGUUGGGGGGCACCCUCCUUUCCAUCCUACUCAUGAUCUCCAUUUGUAAAGGGGAGCUCUAUCGCCGGAGGAAAUUCAGCGUGGCCAGAGGGCCCAGGACAAAAUAUGGCUCACUCAACCUGAGAAUGAGACAGAUGACCACAGAAGGUGGUCAGGUGCUAGUAGAACAUGAAGUGAUGGAGAUGACUAACAACGUUACCCACCUCGGGAACGAGCCUUAAGAGCACCAAGGGCAUUUCAAAUUUGCCGACAGGGGGUUAAUGAUUCCGAUGAGCAAAUAUUCUGCUAUAGAGGCAUUAAUGUUUAAUGAGGCCAGAUUAUUCCAUCCUGAGAGGUUCCUGCUGUUUCGAUCUCAGCGACGCUGGGGGAGGGGGGGAAGAGAGAAUCAUUCCUAGCUACACUGUAAGACAGGUUGACGGCAAUAAAGUCUACGACUGCUGGUGUGGCAACUUAAUUUCCAGCCACAGGAUCUCAGUGUACGCCGGGAUUUACAGUGCCACACCGCCUGGGGAAAAAACAGGUAGCCAACCUGUGCUGUAGAAUGUGAAUGUUCCGAUUAAAAGAAUGUUGACUAGGAUUUUUUUUUUCUUUUUUUAAUAAUUGCUAC
Molecule: messenger RNA, 1117 nt
Organism: Nanorana parkeri
Lineage: Eukaryota; Metazoa; Chordata; Amphibia; Anura; Dicroglossidae
Gene: TMEM74B
Product: transmembrane protein 74B
Exons: 1
Coding region: 54-731 (225 amino acids)
Source: RefSeq, a predicted model, not a curated record